Molecule: messenger RNA, 2153 nt
Organism: Pollicipes pollicipes
Lineage: Eukaryota; Metazoa; Arthropoda; Thecostraca; Pollicipedomorpha; Pollicipedidae
Product: translation initiation factor IF-2
Exons: 3
Coding region: 171-2111 (646 amino acids)
Source: RefSeq, a predicted model, not a curated record
CGCGUGGCGGAGGAGGGGCGCGGUCGAAGUGAACGGACGCCUGCGAUGCGUGACGGACUGACCUGAGGUCAUCAGCUGUCGCCAGAGGCGCCGACUCCGGCGCUAGUAGUGACUGUGGGACCCACGGCGAGUGACUGCGACAGUCCCGGCGCGUGACUGAGGUGACAAAGAUGGCGCACCGUCGCGGCCCGCCCCAGUCGGAGUCGACGCCGAUCUGCCGGUGUCGCGUGCUCUACCUAGGCUCAUCGGUGCCGCACAUCACCAAGGACGGCUUGCAGGGCAUCCAGGAGCCACUGCGCGAGCUGUACCCCAGCGAGGGCAUCUCGGGUGCCAAAGGCAUCGACUCGUGGCUCAGCGUCUGGAGCAACGGCCUGCUGCUCGAGAAUGUGGACGAGAAGCAGAAGAAGUUCACGCGCUUCUUUCCGAUUGAGGUGCUGCACUACUGUGCUGCCGUGCGCUACGUGCUGGUGCCGGCCAGCUCCGGCAGCGAAAAGGAGCGCGUGGCGCGCUUCCUGCCGCUCGACUCGCCAUUCGCGCGCAGCCCGAGCAUCGCUCACCCGCCACUCUUCGCCGCCAUCCUACGCCGCACCACCGGUAUCAAGGUACUCGAGUGUCACGUUUUCAUCUGCAAGCGCGAGACGCCGGCCAACGCGCUGGUGCGCUGCUGCUUCCACGCGUAUGCCGAUUCGAUGCAGGCGCGCCAGAUGGACGGCGGCCUGUACGGCUCCAUCUACGGCACGCUGCCGGGCGGCCGGCCGGCGCAGGCGACAUCCGCCCAGUCGGUAGCCGAGGCGCAGAUCGACGUCAUCGAGAAGGUGGAGGAGUGGCAGGCCGAGCAGGCGACGCCGCCGCUCGCCAAUGGCGGCGCCGCGCCCGAGAACGGCCAGGGUGACGAGCUAUCCGUCUACAACGGCGACAAGAACCACAAGGUGUGGGCCGGCUCGGGCCGCAGCGAGCGCGAGGUUGUCUACAACGAGUACGAGCUGGCCGGCCGCGGCGCCUCCGUGUACGGUUCGACGGGCUCGCGCGCCGCCCGGCCUCGUCAGCUGCUGAUGCCAGCCGCGCCACCGCCGCCGCCGCCACCGCCGCCACAGGCGCCCAUCGACACCGAGGUCAAGAAAAAGGUGCGCAAGCAGAAAGUGCGUGGGGAGCGUGGCUCGCCUGCCUCGCCCUCACGUGUCAACGGCCACGGCCACGCCAUGAACGGCCACGGCCACGCCAUGAACGGCCACGGCCACGCCAUGAACGGCCAUGGCCACACCAUGAAUGGCCACGGUCACGCCAUGAACGGCCACGUUCACGCCGUGAACGGCUACGGCCAUGGCAUGAACGGGCACGGCCAGAUCAUGAACGGUCACGGCCCCGGGCCCAGUAUGAACGGCCACAGCCACGCCACGAACGGCCACGGGAUGGGCGGGCCGCCGCAGCGGUCCGCCAGCGCUCUGAACAUGGCGUCGCGGCAGGAGCGCUCUCCGCGCGGCGAGAGGCCGGGCCCGGCGCAUCUGUACCCGCCGCAGCUGGUGUACGGCACGCUGCCGCCGCCGCCGCACAUGCAGGCCGUGCCGCUGCCACCCAUGAUGCCCGGCUACGGCCCGGCCGUGAUGACCCUGCCCUAUCCGAUGCGGCCCGGCUCGCGCGCCGUGGAGGAGCCGACGUACCUGCCGUCGGCGCGCCCGCUCAGCCCGACCGCCUCCUACCAGCCGGGCCACUUUCCGCACGAGGCGUACCUGCUGCAGCAGCAGUACGCCACCGUCGACCGGCGCCGCAAGGUGCGCCGAAAGCCACGCAAGGAGGCCACCGAGUCGCCGCCCAACACCGGCAUUUACAAGCGGCGCAACCACCUGAACGAGAAGGCGUUCGGCUUCUCGAUCCAACAGGAGCACCGGUCGCGUUCAUAUGGCUCGCUGGCCAAUCUGGAGGGCGGCGAGGCGCGACCGCACUCGCGCAACGAGGCGCGCAAGAGCCGCGAGAUGCAGCAGAUGAUGCACGAGCUCGACCUGAGCGCCGACGAGCUGGAGCGCUCCGAGGUGCGGCCCGGCAUGUACCGCGGCCCCGACUCGGUGUCGCAGCUCAGCCACCACUCGCACCACUCCGGCUUCCGGCGGUUGUGAAGCCGUGAACAGCCAGCUGACCCGGCCACGCUGGCGGCGUCA